ACUAGGUAACCCCUACCGAGUUAGACAGUAUUUUUUUGGCGAGGUUUUGGUUGUUUGGUGCAUCUCCUCAGUUUCAAAUAAUCGCUCCCUGUGCAACUUCCAAAUGCGACGAACUUGUGAGGUAGAAUCUUCAAACUUCAUCAAAUUAUCAGCAAUUUACCGUAGCAAGCACACCUCUUCUGAAUCCUCAUCGCUCCCAUGGAUAUCGCCUCUCAAAUUCACCAAACCUGCAAAACCCAAACCGGACCCUCCGCCGGAAACCGCCGCGGAACCGCCGAGGAAGCGGAAGUUCAUCUCUCACGACGUCGCCAUCGAUUUGAUAAAACGCGAGAAGGACCCGCAGCACGCCUUGAAGAUAUUCAACAUGGUUUCACAACAGAAGGGGUUUCAACACAACAAUGCCACCUACGCCACCAUUCUCGAAAAGCUCGCUCGCUGCAACAAGUUCCACGCCGUGGAUCGAGUCAUUCACCAAAUGACCUACGAAACCUGCAAAUUCCACGAGGGUAUAUUCGUCAACCUCAUGAACCAUUUCUCCAAAUCCUCCCUUCACGAAAAAGUGCUCCAAGCUUUUUUCUCCAUUCAACCAAUCGUCAGGGACAAACCCUCCCCCAAAGCCCUCACCACUUGCCUCAACCUUUUGCUCGAAUCCAACCGCGUCGAUUUGGCGCGAAAAUUGCUCUUGCAUGCCAAACGCGGUCUAACGCACAAGCCAAACGUUUGCAUAUUCAAUAUCCUUGUGAAGUAUCACUGCAAGAAUGGGGACUUGGAAUCUGCUUUUGAAGUUGUAAAUGAAAUGAGAAACUCCGAGUUUUCUUACCCUAAUUUAGUUACCUACUCGACCCUUAUGGAUGGACUUUGUCGAAAUGGAAGACUCAGAGAAGCCUUCCAAUUGUUUGAGGAAAUGGUUUCGAGGGAUCACAUUGUGCCUGAUCCUCUUACUUACAAUGUUUUGAUCAAUGGAUUUUGCCGUGAAGGGAAACCUGACCACGCUAGAAAUGUGAUCGAGUUUAUGAAGAGUAAUGGAUGUUAUCCGAAUGUGUAUAAUUACUCAGCAUUGGUGAAUGGUUUGUGUAAAAUUGGGAAAUUGGAUGACGCAAAAUGGGUUUUGGCUGAGAUGAAGAACGCUGGUUUGACACCGGAUGCAGUUACAUACACUAGUUUGAUCAGUUACUUGUGUACGAAUGGACAAGUUGGUGAAGGUAUUCAGUUGCUUGAAGAAAUGAAGGAGAAUAAGAUUCAAGCUGACACUGUUACGUUCAAUGUGAUACUUGGGGGGUUGUGUAGAGAAGGUAGAUUUGAGGAUGCUCUAGAUAUGCUUGAGAAACUCCCACAGCAGGGUGUGUAUUUGAACAAAGGUAGUUACAGGAUUGUUCUGAAUUCCUUGACCCAAAAAGGUGAGUUGAAAAGGGCAAAGGAGUUGCUGGGGUUAAUGCUAAGUAGGGGUUUUCUGCCCCAUUAUGCCACUUCAAAUGAUUUUUUGGUUUGUCUUUGUAAGGGGGGGAUGGUAGAUGAUGCUGCCAGGGCACUAUUUGAUUUGGUGGAGAUGGGUUUUCAGCCAGGACUUGAGACAUGGGAUGUUUUAAUUGGGUUAAUCUGCAGAGACAGGAAGUUAUUGUAUGUUUUUGAGCUACUUGAUGAAUUAGUGGUCACAGAUACAUGAUAUGUAUUGGAACUGUGAAAUGAAGUAAUGAUAUUAAGAGGGGAACUGGUGCUCAGAAUCUUUCGUUGGAGGGAAAGGAUGAUAUAGAGGUUUUUUGUUCAGCAAGAAAUAGCAAUGCCAUUGAUGAAGUUCAAAUGUGGCAAGGCAUCCCGUAUAAAAUUUUCAAGAGGAAAUUUGUUGCAUCAUAUAAGCAAUUGGUGCUCAGAAUCCUUCACCCGAGGAAAAGAAUCACAUAGAGGUGUUGUAUUCAGAAAAAUGAGCAAUGCGAUGGAUGAAAUUACAGUGUGGCGGGGCAUCCCUUAUCAAAAUUUUGAGGAGGAAAUUUGUUGCAUCAAAUCUAAAUUACAUUUAUGAGCUCUGCCCUGCAUUUUUGUUUUAACUUUUCCAUAUCUUUUAAUUAAGUUUACUGUUCUUCUUGCAUCAGGAUAUAGCCCAAUGAACUCUACAUCUGCCUCUCUUAAUUCUUCAUUUGUGUUAGUACCAUGUCAUGCUUUCAUGUGGAGCCCCCAUGCGUCAAAUUUGAUGUUGUUAACUUGACCAGACAUCGUUGUCAAGGGGUCCUAAUUUUUGCUCUUAAGAUGGAUCGUCCUUGCUGCUAUAUCACAUUUUCUUCUGUAUUUAGUCUUUAGAUGCUUCAAUCCCUCAUGAGUUAACGAAAUAUCAGGAUCUGACUUUUGGAUUCUGCAGGUUCAUCAAAUAAUUGGUAUGGAAAUAAGGGAAGCACUGACCCACACUCGUAAGUUUUCAUACUUGUUUAAGUGUAAUUAUCGAUUAAGAUGAAAAUUUUAGCUUGUUUAGGUCUGUCCCAAACCACUGUCAGACAGAUAGAUCGGUUGGUCUCUUGUGCUUUAAUUAACUUCUUCAUUAUUUAAAUAAUUA
Molecule: messenger RNA, 2542 nt
Organism: Vigna unguiculata (cowpea)
Lineage: Eukaryota; Viridiplantae; Streptophyta; Magnoliopsida; Fabales; Fabaceae
Product: Pentatricopeptide repeat (PPR) superfamily protein
Molecular function (GO): protein binding
Source: RefSeq, a predicted model, not a curated record